UCGUGUCCGCUAUCCUGUGCAGAAGGGCACGGAGAGGGUGUCCGGCGUAGCAAGAACUAAGCACGUCAGAUUUAUUUUCAAUCAUGCUGUCGAGAAUUGUUUUUCUCUCAGCCAACUCCCUGAAAGGCUGCAGCCCCAUUGGAGCUUGCUUGGUUCAGGCGUCUCRCUCCCUGCAUACAACCUCCCAAAGUCUGGCCCCCGUUCCCCCCUUGCCUGAGAGGGGAGGUAAAGUACGACAUGGCAUCUUCCCCGAGGAGUUUUUUCAAUUUUUGUACCCAAAAACUGGAGUCACGGGACCGUACAUGCUUGGCAGUGGUCUCAUCACCUACUUGCUUUCCAAGGAAAUCUACGUAAUCAACCACGAGACCGCGUAUGCUGUGGCCUUCGGCCUUUUCUUCGUUUAUUGUGUCAAGAAAUUUGGUCCAGCUGUGGCAGCUCAUGUUGAAAAACUGCAACAGGAACAAUUGAGUGCAGCCCAGGAGAGCAAAGAUGCCUCUAUAGCCAACCUGACUGAGGCCAUCGAGAAUGAGAAGAAGGAGCAGUGGCGAGUAGAGGGAAGAUCAAUGCUCUUUGAUACUAAGAGGAACAAUCUUGCAAUGCUGCUGGAGAUCAACUACAGGGAGAGGCUACACAUGGUGACCAAUGAAAUAAAGAGGCGCUUGGAUUAUCAGAUCGCCCUUGAGCAACUCAACCACCGGUUGGAACAGGAGCACAUGGUGGACUGGGUGGAGAAGAGUGUCAUCAGCAGCAUCACUCCUCAGCAGGAGAAGGAGAGCAUCGCCAAGUGCAUCGCAGACCUGAAGGUGCUGGCUAAGACCACUCAGGCCAAAGCUGCAGUCUGAACUGUGGUGGGCCUGAAGAAAACCCUUCAAACCCUCGAUUCGUAGCUCCAAAAUGAGACGCCACCUUUCUUUACAGAGUAAACUUAUUUCUCUUCAACAAUCAUCUCUGUCAACAUUAUAGGUGUGUACAGUAUUUACACGUCAGCAGAUGGUAAAAUAAAUGCUUCUCUUAUCCAA
Austrofundulus limnaeus is the source of this 1019-nucleotide messenger RNA. RefSeq names its product ATP synthase peripheral stalk-membrane subunit b (gene atp5pb). Gene Ontology annotation, molecular function: proton-transporting ATP synthase activity, rotational mechanism. NCBI's taxonomy places the organism in Eukaryota, Metazoa, Chordata, Actinopteri, Cyprinodontiformes, Rivulidae. The coding region runs from base 84 to 842 and encodes 252 amino acids. The transcript has 7 exons. The record is from RefSeq and is a predicted model, not a curated record. Gene Ontology annotation, biological process: proton motive force-driven ATP synthesis.